Fukomys damarensis (Damara mole-rat) is the source of this 945-nucleotide messenger RNA. Its product is annotated as olfactory receptor 14K1. Gene Ontology annotation, biological process: G protein-coupled receptor signaling pathway. Gene Ontology annotation, molecular function: odorant binding; olfactory receptor activity; G protein-coupled receptor activity. Bases 1 to 945 code for a protein of 314 amino acids. Gene Ontology annotation, cellular component: membrane. Lineage: Eukaryota; Metazoa; Chordata; Mammalia; Rodentia; Bathyergidae. The transcript has a single exon. The record is from RefSeq and is a predicted model, not a curated record.
AUGAAGAAUCAGACACUUUUGAGGGAGUUCUUGCUCCUGAGACUGACGGACAGCACGGUGCUGCUGGGGCUGCAGGCUGCGCUGUUCUCCCUUGUCUACCUGGUGUCCACGCUGGAGAGUCUGACCAUAGUCCUCCACACAGUUCUUGACCGCCACCUCCACACCCCCAUGUACUUCUUCCUCAGGCAUUUCUCCUUCUUGGACCUCUGCCUUAUUUCCACCAUAGCCCCCAAAUCCAUUCUCAACUCCAUCACCCUCAGCGACACCAUCUCUUUCUUGGGAUGUGUGUGUCAGCUCUUCUUGAUGGUCCUCUUGACGGGGUCAGAGAUGGGACUCCUCACUGCCAUGUCCUACGAUCGCUAUGUCGCCAUCUGUCACCCUCUGCACUAUGAGGCUGCCAUGAGCAAAGGGUGCUGUGUUCAGCUGAUGGCUGUGUCCUGGCUCAGUGGAGGGGCCCUGGGAAUCUUGUACACAGCUGGGAUGUUCUCCCUGGAUUUCUGUGGUCCCAACAGGAUUCACCAGUUUUUCUGUGAUGUCCCUGCCCUUCUUGAGCUCACUUGUUCUGAGGAGCAUGCUGCUGUCAGUGUCAGUGUGGGCUUCAGUGUGCUCUAUGGGUUCUCAUGUUUGGUCUGCAUCUUGGUCUCCUAUGUGUUUAUUUUCUCUUCUGUGUUGAAGAUCCCAUCCAGGCAGAGCCAGUCCAAAGCCUUCUCCACCUGUGUGCCCCACCUGGUGGUUGUGGGCACCUUUCUCCUGACAGGCACUGCUGCUUAUUUAAAGCCCCCAUCCAAUGCACCUCCUCUUCCAGAUUUGCUUUGCUCUUUGUUCUACACUGUGGCACCACCUGCCUUAAACCCCAUUAUCUACUGUCUGAGGAACAGGGCCGUUCAAUCAUCUCUAAGUAAAGUCCUGAUUAAGGUGAGAAGGGGGCUAAUAGACAGAUACUAA